AUGGGUGACCCGGGGGACAUUUGUCCCCACCUGGAAUCCAUAGGGGAGGUCACCAAGGAGGACCUUCUGCAGAAAUCCAAGGUGAGAGAAAAUUAUGAUUUCUAAAGAGACUUGCCCAGUCGAGAGCUUGGGACUAUAAGGUUCUAUCUGCAUUUUGGUCGAAAUUGUACUGUAAAUACCCAAAUUCAUAUUGUUAAGUUCAAAAGAAUACAAGAUGAAAAAUGCUGACACCAUUAAAACCAAUGAUGGUUUGGAACUUUUUAAAGACAAUUAUCUCAUAAUCAUCUUUUUGCAGAUAUAGCCUUAUAGCCCCAAGCUCUCGCAGUGUCAAGCAUCUUGAAUAUGUAUAGAAUGGAUGCAAUGUGACCAAAGUAAUGUAUUUUACUCUUGAGUCAUGUCUUCUAGAUUUGCCUUCACAUAUUUUUCUGGUCUAAAAGGCCCUUAGUCCCACAAAAUGUAAAAAAAUAAAAGUACUAUACAUUCUGGUGGUCUGACAAAAUCACACAGGAGUUGGUGCUGUAUAAUUGUUUUGUUCUGAAGGGAACCUGCCAGUUAUGUGUAGCGGGAGGUCCCAACCUCUGGGCCUGUCUUCAGGUAAACAACAGGCUUUUUCUUUGAGUGUGCUUUUCUUCACAAUUUCAGAUAUUCUGAGGACCAUGACAUAUUUUUUUUAACCCAUAGACUAAUGUCUAAUGUAAUUCUUUAUUUAUUUUGGUCAGAGCGAGUGUCAAUAUGUUGGCUGUGGAGAAUCUUUUUCAGAUCACAGCACCCUACACGCACAGGUGAGUUCUUCUCAGAGCGUUUCUUCUUUGGGUAGAGAGAUGCCAUUUCUAGAUUAAGAUCACUUUAUUGGCACAACCGAAAUUUGACUUCCACUUUCAACCCCUCAGAGAAACACACGCAACAGCAUUUAGGAUUUAAUACCAGCAACCCUGCGGUUGCCAGCUCACUUCCCGCCAGAUCUUUCCUAUCGGACCUGAGAUUUGAACUGGUAACCCUCCGGUUGCUGGCUCGCCUCUCAAACCGACAGGCUACCUGCCGCCCUAACAUUUCUUGCAACAAAAAUAUGUUUUUCAAAGCUUAUUUUGUGUGUGGGUGGGCGUGUGUGUCUCUGUGUCUCUCUCCCCCUAGACUAAGAAACACAACCUGACAGUAAACCUGACAACGUUCAGGAUCUGGUGCUAUGUGUGUGAGAGGGAGGUGUUUCUAGAGCAGAGGCCUGCAGUGGUAUCUGCUAUGUCUGCCACACACACUCCCCACCACUGUAAAGCAAUGGACAACCAGGUACGCCAUCGCACAAAGGUCAGCUCAGCUAUAUUAAACUAUACUAUGUUUACGUGCCAUUUGGGCACUGGUCUAAAUUAGUGCACUAUAUAGGGAAUAGGGUGCCAUUUGGGAUGGGCCCUAUAUCAACUAUGGGUAACAUCAUAAUAUCUUUAAUUUAGAAAGCGUUCAUAAACUAUUCAGAAGGACUGCAAAAUGUACUGUGUAUAAAGCAUUGAUUUAUUAUAAAGUUUUACUCAACUAUGUUUUAAUUUUGAUCAGCUGACAUUGACACUUGUGAGCUGAAAUGCAGCCGAUGCUGUGUUAAUAUAUUUUAAUUGGCUUCCCACAGGCACACAGACUGAUGUUCUUGUUUGUUAUUUUUAAUGACGAUUAAUAAUUUUCCCAGGAUGCAGUUCAUCAACCAGUGAGUCAACACCACCCGUUGAAGGCAGUGCCCAUCGCGGUGGCAGAAGAAGAGGGGUCAGAGUCGGAGGAGGAUGACCUCAAACCCAGAGGUAACCUCUGACCCAUCUCUCGUCAACAUGGCAACCAUUCAAUAACAGUAAAGAAUACAGUGCAUUCGGAAAGUAUUCAGACGCCUUCACUUUUUCCACAUUUUGUUGCGUUACAGCCUUAUUCUAAAAUGGAUUACAUUUUUUUUUAAAUGUACUCAUCAAUCUACACACAAUACCCCAUAAUGACAAAGUGAAAACUGGUUUUUAGAAAUGUUAGCAAAUGUAUUAAAAAUAAAAAACAGAAAUACCUUAUGUAAAUAAGUAUUCAGACCCUUUGCUAUGAGACUCGAAAAUUGAGCUCAGGUGCAUCCUGUUUCCAUUGAUCAUCCUUGAGAUGUUUCUACAACUUAAUUGUUUCUACAACCACCUGUGGUAAAUUCAAUUGAUUGGACAUAAUUUGGAAAGGCACACACCUGUCUAUAUAAGGUCCCACAGUUGACAGUGCAUGCCAGAGCAAAAACCAAGCCAUGAUGUCGAAGGAAUUGUCCGUAGAGCUCCGAGACAAGAUUGUGUCGAGGCACAGAUCUGGGCAAGGGUACCAAAACAUUUCUGCAGCAUUGAAGGUCCCCAAGAACACAGUGGCCUCCAUCAUUCUUAAAUGGAAGAAGUUUGGAACCACCAAGACUCUUCCUAGAGCUGGCCGCCCGGCCAAACUGAGCAAUCGGGGGAGAAGAGCCUUGGUCAGGGAAGUGACCAAGAACCCAAUGGUCACUCUGACAGAGCUCCAGCGUUCCUCUGUGGAGUUGGGAGAACCUUCCAGAAGGACAACCAUCUCUAUAGCACUCCACCAAUCAGGCCUUUAUGGUAGAGUGGCCAGACGGAAGCCACUCCUCAGUAAAAGGCACAUGACAGCCCGCUUGGUGUUUGCCUAAAGGACACCUCCUUUGCCUAAAGGACACCUCCUUUGGCCGCAAUUCCUUCCAGUUCUCUGCUGCCAAUGACUGGAACAAAUUGCAAAAAUCUCUGAAGCUGGAGACACUUAUCUCCCUCACUAACUUUAAGCAUCAGUUGUCAGAGCACCUUACCGAUCACUGCACCUGUACACAGCCCAUCUGAAAUUAGCCCGCCCAACUACCUCAUCCCUAUAUUGUUAUUUAUUUUGCUCAUUUGUACCCCAGUAUCUCUAUUUGCACAUCAUCUCUUGCACAUCAUUCCAGUGUUAAUACUAAAUUGUAAUUAUUUUGCACUAUAGCCUAUUUUAUUGCCUUACCUCCAUAACUUGCUAAAUUUGCACACUGUAUAUUAUAUGUAUUUCUGUUGUAUUUUUGACUUUGUUUUGUUUUACCCCAUAUGUAACUCUGUGUUGUUGUUUUUAUCGCACUGCUUUGCUUUAUCUUGGCCAGGUCGCAGUUGUAAAUGAGAACUUGUUCUCAACUGGUUUACCUGGUUAAAUAAAGGUGAAAUAAAAAAAUAAAAAAAAUAAAAAGGACUCUGACCAUGAGAAACAAGAUUCUCUGGUCUGAUGAAACCAAGAUUGAACUCUUUGGCCUGAAUGCCAAGCGUCACGUCUGGAGGAAACCAGGCACCGCUCAUCACCUGGCCAAUACCAUCCCUAAGGUGACGUAUGGUGGUGGCAGCAUCAUCAUGCUGUGGAGAUGUUUUCAGCGGCAGGGACUGGGAGACUAGUCAGGAUCGAGGGAAAGAUGAAUGGAGCAAAGUACAGAGAGAUCCUUGAUGAAAACCUGUUCCAGAGAGCUCAGGACCUCAGACUGGGGCGAAGGUUCACCUUCCAACAGGACAAAAACCCUAAGCACACAGCCAAGACAACGCAGGAGUGGCUUCGGUACAAGUCUCUGAAUGUCCUUGAGUGGCCCAGUCAGAGCCCGGACUUGAACCCAAUCUCUGGAGAGGACUGAAAAUUGCUGUGCAGCGACGCACCCCAUCCAACCUGACAGAGCUUGAGAGGAUCUGCAGAGAAGAAUGGGAGAAACUCCCCAAAUAAAGGUGUGCCAAGCUUGUAGCGUCAUACCCAAGAAGACUAGAGGCUGUAAUCGCUGCCAAAGGUGCUUCAACAAAGUACUGAGUAAAUGUAAUAUAAAAUAAAUGUGUAAAAAUGUCUAAAAACCUGCUUUUGCUUUGUCAUUAUGGGGUAUUGUGUGUAGAUUGAUUGACUGGAUUUUAAUUCAUUUUUAAAUCCAUUUUAGAAUAAGGCUGUAACGUAAAAAAUGUGGAAAAAGUCAAGGGGUCUGAAUACUUUCCGAAUGCAUUGCAUAUUGUCCAACAUAUACACAGUUCAACUGAUACCCUUAGCCUGUACAGGGGCAUACCUAGUCAGUUGCACAACUGAAUGCAUUCAACCGAAAGUUUUCUCUUUAUGGGUGACAACCAUAGCCAUCAGAUAUGGUCUGCAUUUUAAAUUUAACAUAUUAUGUUACAAAUGUAACAUACGAUCAGAUCUAGAGCUCUGUAGAAUUGGUUUAUUCAUCCUUUUCUCUAGAUGACACGCUUAGCAGGUCUAUCCCUUAGUGAAUUAUGCCAAGCUGAUUUGGUUAGGGACCUCCCAAAUUAUCUGAGAGCCAGAUGAGGCAAGCUCAGGGUUAGGAGAAAUAUAAUUGCUUUCGGCCUAAGAAUAGGUACCAGACCCAGGUACCAGACAAUGGUAAUAGACUGAUGGUCAAUAUUAACUGACAGGGUCCAUGCCAUGCAUUUUCACUAACAGAUGUAGUAUCUUAAUUUGAUCACUCUGUUGUUGCAGAUCAUUUUUCAUGCACUGCAAGAAAUUAAAAUGAGCCUUGUGGUUUACAUAAAUUCAUUGAAAGCCCGCAGUUCUUUCUCUCACUAGAUCACACACCUAAACCAUAGCCUACCGUAGCCUAUCAAAACUAAUUUACCGUAAGAAAUUAUCACUUUUUUAUUUAUUUUAAUAAUCAAAUCCUCCAGGAAUAUUUUACUCCUGUGAGAAACUGGUCAAAAGAAGAUCCCACAUACUGCAUGUAGCCAUGUUCUCCAAAUGUUAGGUGUAAACAGUGGAGUGGCCUGUAUCAUAGCCCUACCAUAUAAUAUAUAUUAUAAAUAUACCUGUAUGAUGUUAGCUUGUUUUUUUCCCCUACAUCUUGUCCUUCUCAAAGGUCUGACAGGGAUGAAGAAUAUCGGUAACUCCUGCUACAUGAACGCAGCUCUUCAAGCCCUGUCCAACUGGUGAGGUCACUUCCUGUCUCGUUUCGUCCUUAAAGCUGAUAGUGUGUGACUGUGCGUGUGCGCAUAUGUGUGCGUCUUCCAGUCCCUCCACGAUUCUGCAAUAGCAGAUUUUUUUUCAAAAUCAACAAUUUUAUAGGGUGUCCACCCACUCUCCCCAGAGUGGGUGAAAACGCACUUUGGUGAUGACAUUUUCUGAAUUGUUCAGUGGGGUCUUUCUCUAACAUACACUUGAGUGUACAAAGCACCUAAUAUUAAGUUACACACCCCUUUGCCCUCAGAACAGUCUCAAUUCGUCGGUGCAUGGACUUUACAAGGUGUCAAGUGUUCCACAGGGAACACACUCAAACCAGUGCGCCUAGCACCUACUACCAUACCCCUUUCAAAGGCACUUAAUAUUUUUGUCUUGCCCAUUCAUCCUCUGAAUGGCACACACACAUAAACAUUCCAUGUCUCAAUUGUCGCGUACCGGUUUGUGUCAAAAACUGCAACGCUGCUGGGGUUUUCAAGCUGAACAGUUUCCUGUGUGUAUAAAGAAUGGUCCACCACCCAAAGGACAUCCAGCCAACUUGACACAACUGUGGGAAGCAUUGGCGUCAACAUCGGCCAGCAUCCCUGUGGAAUGCUUUCAACACCUUAUAGAGUCCAUGCCCCGACGAAUUGAGGCUGUUCUGAGGGGGGGUGCAACUCAAUAUGAGGAAGGUGUUACUAAUGUUUGGUAUAGUCAGUGCAUUAUCCGAGGGCAUGCAUAUUUUACCAAUCACCUGCAUAAAACAGUCAAAUCAUCGCAAUAUUAUCACAUAAGACUGACCCAUCGCUGCAGUACAAAAAGAAGGCUCGCAAUUUCAACCAAUCACUGCACAUUUAUUGCAAACAAAUUGGUAAAAAUCAUAGAAUAUUGCAAUGCAAAAUGUAAUAAUUGCCAAAGCAAAAUCAAUAAUUUUAGCCUGCAGAAAAAGCUCAGUGGAAUCCUGGAGGGACUGCUCGUUUCAGCAGUGUGUUAGUUUUCAUAGAUUGGAUCUCUGACUGACCAGUUCUUCCUCCCCUCACCCCUCUAAUCCCUCUCCAGUCCUCCUCUCACUCAGUUCUUCUUGGACUGCAGUGGACUGGUGCGGACCGACAAGAAACCUGCGCUGUGCAAGAGCUACCAGAAACUAAUCUCUGAGCUCUGGCACAAGAAACGGUAGUGUACCAAUGGACAUGCUAAUAUGUUGAAUGUUAGACUGUAUGCAUAUUUUUGGACUAGAUAUUCACAAGAAUGUAGCAAAAUUCUGUUUUUAAAUUAUACUGUAUGACGUAUGAGGUAGAAGAAAAUACAUCUUACCCCAGGACACGUUCACUAGAUGACUAUCCCAGAAAGCGUAUGACUUGUUUAAUGAGUCUACUUGCUUAGUCAUGGUCUGCUUCACAUUAUGCUUUCUCCUCCUCUUCUUCAUCCUCUCUCUCACUUUCUUUCUCUCUCUGUGUGUGUGUCUCUCUCUCUCCCCCUCCAACUCUCUCUCUUUCCUCCAGGCCCAGUUACGUGGUCCCCACCAGUUUGUCCCAGGGCAUCAAGCUGGUCAACCCCAUGUUCCGUGGCUACGCCCAGCAGGUAGGGGCAAGCUCCCAGCAGGUAGGAAACAAAACAACGCCCUGACCCCUAGCCCUACCCCCUCUUACCCCUCUCUUUAACCCCUGACCUAACCCACCUCUCCCUGUGACCCAUACCCCCAAAAUGACCACUGUUGCCACAAACCAAAUGGACCUCCGGGGACAAUGACGUUUCAUAGGUUGAUUGUUGUGUUGCUGAUUGGCUAACCCUGUCAGUGAUAACUGGAAGUAGGGUGCCAAGACAGUGAAAUGGGGAAGAUCUCAAUUGCAUACUCCUCACAUCCUCUCUCCUAGUCUCCUUCUCAAAACCCAUUGGAGGAGAAAGUCAGGAGACGAGGAGAGAGAGGACGCGAGGAGUAUGCAAUUGAGAGCUUCCCAUAGGUUGCAUCUCAAAUGGCACCCAAUUCUCUAUGUAGUGCACUACUUUUGACCAGAGCGCUAUGGGUCCUGGUCAAAAGUAGUGCACCCUGGUCAAAAGUAGUGCACUAUAUAGGGAAUAUGGUGCCAUUUGGGAUGCAGAUGUGCUCUAACUAACACACAGUAACUAGGUUACAUUUUGAUGUUACUGCUUCGCGUUAAUCCGUGUUUGGUUGAUUGGAAUGGGAUUGUGUGUAUUUGCCUUUUGGUUUUGAUUGCUGUGGAGAAAUACAAUGACAAAACUGCUGUGAAAAUAGUGUUGUGAUGAGCAUGCUCUCUCUGUUUGUCUUGGUUCAACACCUCCUUUCACCAUCACACACACUCUCAAUGGCUGUCUGUGCCUAAGAGCUGCAGGGAACACACUUGCACAGAACUGUACACACACACACUUUUUCCCUGCUUCAUAGCCCUCCCACACCAAUCUCCCCUCUCUCUCUUUCUACUUGAUAGAGCAGCAUGCUCCCCUCUUCUACUUCUGUGUGUGUGAUCUGUGUGUGUGUAAUCUGAGUGUGUGUGUGAUCUGAGUGUGUGUGUGAUCUGAGUGUGUGUGUGAUCUGUGUGUGAUCUGUGAUCUGUGUGUGAUCUGUGAUCUGUGUGUGAUCUGAGUGUGUGUGUGAUCUGAGUGUGUGUGUGUGUGAUCUGUGUGUGUGAUCUGUGUGUGUGUGUGUGAUCUGAGUGUGUGUGUGUGUGUGAUCUGAGUGUGUGUGUGUGUGUGAUCUGAGUGUGUGUGUGUGUGUGUGUGUGUGUGAUCUGAGUGUGUGUGUGUGAUCUGAGUGUGUGUGUGUGUGUGUGAUCUGUGAGUGUGUGUGUGAUCUGAGUGUGUGUGUGAUCUGAGUGUGUGUGUGUGUGUGUGUGUGACCUGAGUGUGUGUGAUCUGAGUGUAAAGGACAGUUCCACACACCCUCCCUCUUGCCUUGUGAUCUACUACAUAGGACACCCAGGAGUUCCUGCGCUGUCUGAUGGACCAACUCCACGAGGAGCUCAAGGAGCCACUGGCAGAGUAUGUUGGGGGAGGGGAGGGGGAUGAGCGGAGGGACGGGGGCGACCGCUCCCCUAAUGAGGAUGACUUCCUCUCCUGCGACUCGGGCGCCAGCAGCGACCGGGGAGAGGGAGGAGGGCUGGGUGAGGCGGGGCUGCUCAUCCAGGACGAGUGUGGGGUGUCGCCAAGGGUGGGAGGAGGGGGGACAGGCACUGGGGGGCGAGCAGGGACAGGAGGGCCCAUCUCGGAGAAAGAGAGGCUGAAGGAGAAGAGGGUGUUGGGCUCGCCCCUCCACGGAGGCUCCCAGGAGAUGGACGAGGACGCAGAUGUGGAUACGGCGGCGGCCGAGGAGGGGGCUCUGGAGAGGGGGGCGGAGGAGGAGGAGGGGACCCCCCCUAGUCCUAGACCACAGAGCCCACAGAGCCCCAGUCUGAGCCCGAGUCAGACACAGGGACAGGGGCAGAUGCAGAGCAACAACACUCCAGGUAUGGGCCUGGUUAUUGUUGGAGCCAAAACACAGAGAGAGAAUCUGGCCGCAUAUUUUAAUUCACGGGCAAUAAAGAUAAGACGAGUGUUAUUUUAGAUUCUGAACUAAAUUUCGAAUCACACAAUAGGAAUGUGACCAAAAUAGCUUUUUUACCACCUGAAACAUUGCCACGGUGCGGUCUUUUCUCUCUCAGGCUGAUACAGACAGACUCAUCCAUGCUUUCAUUACAAGCAGGCUUGACUAUUGUAAUGCUCUCCUGUCUGGUCUACCCAAGAACUCCAUUGGUCAACUGCCAAACAUACAGAAUGCUGCAGCACGGGUACUGACCAGGACCAGACGGAGAGCACACAUUGCUCGUCCCAUAUAUUUCUUUAUUCUUAAUUCCAUUGCUUUAAUUAGAUUUGUGUACUUUGGGUAUAUGUUGUGAAAUUGUUAGAUAUUACUUGUUACAUAUUACUGCACUGUCGGAGCUAGAAACACAAGCAUUUCGCUGCACCCACAAUAACAUCUGCUAAACACGUGUAUGUGACCAAUAAAAUUUGAUUUGAUUUGAUGCACUGGUUUUAAAUUCUCUGCACUGGCUGCCUGUGAGUUUUUUAAGAUUCUUCUAUUGGUUUUUAAAUAAAUCCAUGAUUGUGCACCUCAAUACAUGUCAGACAUGCUUUUGAGUUAUGUACCCAGUAGGUCCCUCAAGUCCUCUGGCACUGUCCUUUUAACUAUCCCAAAGCCUAGGACCAAGAGGCACGGAGAGGCAGCCUUUAGUUACUAUGCCCCCAGCCUCUGGAACAGCCUGCCAGAGAACCUGAGGGGGGCAGAAACUGGAGAUGUUAAAACACACAUUUUUAGCUUUGCUUUUCCUCAUGGUGCUUUUUAGUGUUUCAGUUUCUAUUGUUAUUCUUUAGUUUUUUAUCCUCUUAUGUUUGUUGUGUAGUAAAUAUUUCUGAUUUGAUUUUCAUUGUUUUUUUGUGUGUUUUUUUCCCCUGUGAAGCGCAUUGUGUUGCAUCCAUGUCUGAAAUGUACUGGAUAAAUAAAGCUUGGUUUUGAUUAGAUUUGUGUGUGAGUGUAGUGAUGUGUGAAUAAUCUCUAAAAGCCCCCCCUUCCUCUUCUACCCAGAGCCAGACAAUGAGGCAUCGAUGCAGCAGCGCCCCCAGUCUCGCCCCUGCAGCCCUGUCCGUACGGACCAGGAGCUGCAACCCAAACUCUCCUCCAGCCCCCUCCGCUCUGCAGGGCCCACAUAUUCCUUCAAGAAAGGUAUGGACGUUCUCGUCGAUACACAAGACACACACACUUACAUUUUUAGUCAUUUAGCAGACGCUCUUAUCCAGAGCGACUUACAGUUAGUGAGUGCAUACAUAAUUUUUUUAUUUUUCAUACCCCCCGUGGGAAUCGAACCCACAACCCUGGCGUUGCAAACGCCAUGCUCUACCAACUGAGCUACAUCCCUGCCGGCCAUUCCCUCCCCUACCCUGGACGACGCUGGGCCAAUUUUGCGCCGCUCCAUGGGUCUCCCGGUCGCGGCCGGCUACGACAGAGCCUGGAUUCGAAUCUAGUGGCACAGCUAGCACUGCGAUGCAGUGCCUUAGACCACUGCGCCACUCGCACGCACACACUGCCACGCACACCACCGACACACACACACACACACACACACACAUACACAGUCACACACACAGACACACAUACACACAGUCACACACACACACACUCUGUCACAUGUGCGCACACUCUCCCACACAAACAGAGACACACCUUACCCCCUCACACACAAAAACGGUUUCACUCCGUUUCCCAUAAUCUACCUCUACAGCCCAGCUGCUCCUGGGUGCCAAGAAGAAGAAACAGUCUCUCUACCGCAGCGUCAUCUCAGACAUCUUCGACGGCUCUAUCCUCAGCCUGGUCCAGUGUCUGACCUGUGACAGGGUGAGCUGUGCUGUAUGUGUGGACCACCACCAGGGGGCGCCACUCCCAUAGGAACUCUGCUUUACUACCUCUGUUGAAACCUCACUACUGUCACAUUAAUAUUGAAUGUUGACUUCUUCUAAUUUGUAGACCUUUUACCACAGAUUAUUAUACCUAAACUUGAUCCUACUUUAUACAUGACUAUUAUGGAUUCUGCCUGUGUGGAUUAUCACUGUUCAGAUUGUUGAGAAGUUUUGGUCAAUCUCCUCUCAUCCUCUCCUCUCCUCUCCCCCCUCUAGGUGUCGACCACUGUGGAGACAUUCCAGGACCUGUCUCUGCCCAUCCCAGGUAAGGAGGACCUUGCCAAGCUACACUCCUCCAUCCACCAGAACCUCCCAGCCAAGACCGGGGUGUCUCUCGACGUCUACGGCUCCCAGGGCUGGAUCACCUACAUCAUGGACUCCAUACGCAGGUCAGGGGGUCAAGGGUCAGGGGAAGGGAGCUGUAGAUGGUAGGCAGGGAAUGGGGUAGAGAGUUGGGGAUGGGGGUAGAGAGCUGGGGAUGGGGGUAGAGAGCUGGGGAUGGGGGUAGAGAGCUGGGGAUGGGGGUAGAGAGCUGGCGAUGGGGGUAGAGAGCUGGGGAUGGGGGUAGAGAGCUGGGGAUGGGGGUAGAGAGCUGGGGAUGGGGGUAGAGAGCUGGGGAUGGGGGUAGAGAGCUGGGGAUGGGGGUAGAGAGCUGGCGAUGGGGGUAGAGAGCUGGCGAUGGGGGUAGAGAGCUGGGGAUGGGGGUAGAGAGCUGGGGAUGGGGGUAGAGAGCUGGGGAUGGGGGUAGAGAGCUGGGGAUGGGGGUAGCACUGGGGAACGUUCAUGGGGAUGCAACAUUACAGAACGUUCAGAUAUAAAUGUAUUGUGUAGAACAGAUAUGAUUGACUGUCAUCUAGAACAAGGAAUGGUGUCAACUCUAUUCAUUACAUUUCUAUCUGCAACAGCCAGUUGGCAAUGGUAACUCUUUACAAUGCACAUGCAUCAUUCCAUGGGAAUAACCUUACCUAGUAUGUAACUACUGUGUAACAAGUAUUAAACCAUAUGUAACAGUUCCAUAUUACUUGCUAUUUAUUCACCCCUGUACAUUGUCUCCCCCGCUACAGGUUUGUGGUGUCCUGUAUCCCCAGCUGGUUUUGGGGUCCCAUGGUGACACUGGAGGACUGUCUCGCUGCCUUCUUUGCUGCUGAUGAGCUCAAAGGUAAACUCGACAAGAUACAGUUGUUGUCCAAUAAGAUUACUCAACAUCCCUCAUGUACUGACUGCUUUUAAUGUCAUACAAAAAGCAUUUGUUGACUUAAACUUGGACUGAAUUAGGAAACAACUAAGUGUAUGUUAUUUUCUAGAGACCACAACAUUGACUGCACAGAUUUACAUGUCUGCAAAUUGAGCGUUAUCCCUCUUUAUAAAUAACAAGGCAUUUGGAUCGGUGAUAAGUUGUCUUUUUAAAACACAUAAAGAUGAGUUAACUAAGAAGCUGAGAAUACAACUGGGCUUCUUCAUUAGAAAUAGAUGGUGCUUCUCGCUUAAUAGUAGAAAACAGAUCAUUAAAUCGACGUCCCUGUCGGCCCUGGAUUAUGGCGACAUUAUUUCUAUGAAUGCAGCUGCCACUGCAUUGAACCAUUAGAUACUGUUUAUCACAGUGUACUCUUUAUGAUGCAGAGUCCCUUGCCAAAGAGACAUUGGUCUCAGUGGGACUUUCCUGCUUAAAAACAAAAACAAAUCCCCAGCAUGAAAUAAAUUAUCAGUCAUUUCUUAAUUAAUUGUUUUGCAGGGGACAACAUGUACAGCUGUGAAAAGUGUAAAAAGUAAGUAUUUUGGAGAAUUUUUAGUUACAUUUAGCAUUAGAAGAUUCAUCUGCCUAGUUGGUAAUACAGAUCACAUUACAACACACAUUUUAAUACUCUUUCACUUAUCUUGCAGAUUGAGAAAUGGUGUUAAAUAUUGCAAAGUACUUCGGCUACCUGAGGUAACGCUCUUAUCUUUGUCCCCUUCUGUGAUGUCAUACUUUGACUUCCUGCAUUUGACUUCCUGCGACUAAAGAUACCGAAGUUGUGAAAUGUUGUUGAUUUUCAUAGUGAAGAUAAUGCAUUUGUUUCAGGAAAUCUACAUUAAACAUUUUGUGUGUGUGUGUGUGUACAGAUUCUGUGCAUUCACCUGAAGCGUUUUCGUCAUGAGGUGAUGUACUCCUUCAAGAUCAACAGUCACGUGGCCUUCCCAUUGGAGGGACUCGACCUCCGACCUUUCCUGGCCAAGGACAGCCUCUCCCAGAUCACCACAUACGACCUGCUGUCCGUCAUCUGUCACCAUGGCACCGCAGGCAGUUAGUAACAAGUGACAGUCGACUGACUGUACUACCUGAUGUUUAGGGAACAUGGUUGUUAGGCUUCAAGGUUUUGAUUCAACUCAAAAUGUGACACUCAAAAUGUGUGUCAAAAUUCAACUCAUAUAAAAAUGUGAGAGUACCACAUCCUGUAACGUUCAGCUGCAAGUUACAGAAAGGGAGGUCAUGACACAGAAAAAGAUAGCUGCACACUGAUGAAUGCUGUUGGUUUCACAGCAUACCUUUAUCUACAUUUCUGCAAUUCCUCACUCUCUCACUUUCUCUUUCUUUCUUUCUUUCUCUCACUUUUUCUUUCUGUUCUUCGUUCUUUCUUUUUCUUUUCUUUUCUUUCUUUCUUCUUUCUUUCUCUUACUUUCUUUUAUGUCGUUUAUUGCUUCUUCGGUAGUCUUCUUGCGCUCAGUGCUCUUUCUUUCUUCACUUUCCUUUUUUACUCUUUCUCUUUCGUUCUUCUUUCUUCUUUCUUUCUUUCUUUCUUUCUUUCUUUUUUUCUUUCUUUCUUUCUUUCAUCCAUCCAUCCAUCCAUCCAUCCAGGUGGUCACUACAUAGCGUACUGUCAGAACGUGAUCAACGGUCAGUGGUAUGAGUUUGAUGACCAGUAUGUAACAGAGGUCCAUGAGACGGUGGUGCAGAAUGCUGAGGCCUAUGUGCUGUUCUACAGGUGACACUCUAACCUUCAUACCACAUUACAAUGAUAAUACAAAUGUAUUGCUGUUUUGCUGAACUAAUGUAUUUGUGUGUGUGUGUGUGUGUGUGUGUGUGUGUGUGUGUGUGUGUGUGUCGGGUCAUGUGUGUAUAUGUGUGCCUGCAUGCGUGUGUGUGCCUGUGUGCUCACCUGUGUGUGCGUAUCCAUCUGUGUGUGUGUGUCCACAGGAAGAGCAGUGAGGAGUCGGUGAGGGAGAGGCAGAAGGUUGUGGCUCUAGCCAACAUGAAGGAGUCCAGCCUGCUGCAGUUCUACAUCUCCAGAGAGUGGCUCAACAAGUUCAACACCUUCACUGAGCCAGGGCCCAUCAGCAACCACACCUUUCUCUGCCAGCACGGAGGUCAGUACUGUACUGAACCUACCACCUCAACCCAUCCUAAACAUCAACCACACCUUUCUCUGCCAGCACGGAGGUCAGUACUGUACUCAACCUACCACCAGAACCCAUCCUGAACAUCAACCAGACUCAAUCUAUAGAAGACCUGGGCUCACUUCAAGUAGUACUUGUUUUCUUUCAAAUACUUUAAGAUGUGCUUGAUUGAGCUUCCUGGCACAGUGGAACCAAUAUAGUAGUCUGAAAAGUGCAAACUCCACCCAUCUGAUCCAGUGGAUGCUGCUGAGGGGAGGACGGCUCAUAAUAAUGGCUGGAAUGGAGUAUAAUGGAUGGAAUGGAGUGGUAUCAAACACAAAAACCAUUCCAUUUACUCCAUUCCAGCCAUUAUUAUAAGCCGUUCUCCCCUCAGCAGCCUCCACUGAUCUGGUCUGAGGGUUUAGGGAUUCUAUUUCUAUGCCCUCACCAACCCCACCAUCAGUCCCCAAGCACAACCACUCUCAACCCCAAGCACAACCACUCUCAGCACCAAGCACAACCACUCUCAGCACCAAGCACAACCACUCUCAGCCCCAAGCACAACCACUCUCAACCCCAAGCACAACCACUCUCAACCCCAAGCACAACCACUCUCAACCCCAAGCACAACCACUCUCAACCCCAAGCACAACCACUCUCAACCCCAAGCACAACCACUCUCAACCCCAAGCACAACCACUCUCAACCCCAAGCACAACCACUCUCAAACCCAAGCACAACCACUCUCAACCCCAAGCACAACCACUCUCAACCCCAAUUCAACCUCAUUGAAAUAAUCUUCUUCACAUGUUUUGUCCAGGGAUCCCACCCAAUAAGUACCACUACAUUGACGACCUGGUGGUGAUCCUGCCCCAGAAUGUGUGGGAGUACCUGUACAACAGGUAAGAUGAGACUCUGUCUGUCCGACUGUCUGUCUUCCUACCCACCUGUCUGUCUGUCUAAUUGACUGUCCAUCUAUCUCUGUCCAUCAGACUGUCUAACUGACUGUCCAUCUCACUCUCUGUCCAGCUGUCUCUCGGUCUAACUGACUGUCCACAUGUCUCUCUGUCCAUCAGACUGUCUGUCUAACUGACUGUCCAUCUCACUCUCUGUCCAGCUGUCUCUCGGUCUGACUGACUGUCCACAUGUCUCUCUGUCCAUCAGACUGUGUGUCUAACUGUUUGUCUGUGUCCUAGUUUUGGAGGAGGCCCAGCAGUGAACCACCUGUACGUAUGUGCUAUCUGCCAGGUGGAGUUAGAGGCUCUGAUCAAACGCAGAAAGGUGGAAAUAGACACCUUUAUCAGGGUAAGAGGGAUGGGUCACUGUGUUUGUGUGUGUGCGUGCCUGUAAGUGUGUGUGUGUGUGCGUGCGUGUGUGUGUGUCCUGUAUCAAAGGCCUCACCUGUUCUCCCGGUCUGUCUCCAGUUGAAUAAAGAGUUCCAGGCGGAGGAGGCUCCUACAGUAAUCCUGUGUAUCAGCAUGCAGUGGUUCAGGGAGUGGGAGAACUUCGUCAAGGGCAAAGACAACGGUACAAUUCUAUGAGAAUGGUUGAUUUAUAAUCAGAGGCAUUACAGUACCAAUGAAAGCUAAAGAUCUGAAUUACUUAAUACUCUAUCAUUAUCACAUUGUAUCCUCUGUUCAGACCAGGGCCCAUAUCCACAAAGUGCCUCAGAGUAGGAGUGCUGAUCUAGGAUCAGGUCCCCACCUGUCCAUAUAAUAUUAUUCAUGAUGAUCUAAAAGACUGAACUGAUCCUAGAUCAGCAUUCCUACUCUGAGACGAUUUAUGAAUACUGGCCCGGAUAUGUAGAGGGGAUGAAUACAGUCUCAAAUGUUCUUUAGUAACGACACUAAAGCUCUUGGUGGUGUUUGUCAUUGUCUUCUUAGAGCCCCCUGGUCCUAUUGACAACAGUAAGAUUGGUGUGAUGAAAGGGGGACACGUACAACUAAAGCAAAGUAAGCAGUAUAUGCUUAUACACAUUCACAUUGUGUCUGGGUGUCGGUUGGUUGGUCUAUCUGUGGGUGCUUGAUCCUGUGUGUAUUGGUCUGUGCCUGUGUGUGUUCCUAGGGGCUGACUAUGGUCAGAUCUCAGAGGAGACGUGGCAGUAUCUUCUCAGUAUCUAUGGUGGAGGGCCUGAAACUGCAGUAAGACAGACAGUGCCGGCCCCGGCCCCCGACACAGACAGCCUGCACAGAGAGCGGAAGAUGGAGGCAGAGACCAGGGCACUCUGAGAAACACACACAAUGGUGAGACAGCACACACACACACACACACACACACACACACGUUGUGUUUACAAACACAAACACACACACCCAAACACACACAUAGGCAUGUUGUUUUUACAAACACACACACGCAAGUAUCAUCUCUGCCCGCUGACGGUUUUCCACAUCCAUACACAAGAACCCACACAUCAACAUCAGUUCCCACUGACAAACACGCAAACACACACACACACACACACACACACACACACACACACACCCACCCACCCACCUCAGGUCUAAGGAAGAUGUAGCAUAAACAUUCCUAUCUUACAUUUACAUUACAUUUACGUCAUUUAGCAGACGCUCUUAUCCAGAGCGACUCUACUAAACACUUCAGUACUAGACCUUUUGGCUCCUGUAACUGUCUGGGACCGUUACAGUCCACUCACUUUGUUCUCUCACGUAGCUCAUGUCAUUCUCAUGCUUCCACACAAGUGAUUCCUGAGUUAAUUAAGUAAUUAACAUUCCAUCAUGCUUAGGGUCAUGUAUAAAAAUGAUGGGCAGCCCAUUAUUUUGGCUACCAUGGCUAUGCCCUCAUAGGAUGACAAUGCCCCCAUCCACAGGGCACAAGUAAUCACUAAACGGUUUGAUAAGCAUGAAACCGAUGUAAACCAUAUACCAUGGCCUUCUCAGUCACCAGAUCUCAACCCAAUUGAACACUUAUGGGAGAUUCUGGAGCGGCGCCUGAGAUGGCGUUUUCCACCACCAUCAACAAAACACCAAAUUAUUAAGCUUUAUGUUGGUGUUUCCUUUAUUUUGUCAGUUACCUGUACAUUCUGUGUGUGUGUGUGUGGUGGGGGGGAGGUAGGUAAUGUACUUAAUGUAUAAACAGUUUGUAAAUCAGCCCAACUGUGUUUGAGAUUCCAGAUACUGUAACUAAAUCGAAGGGCCCUGAAGGGGAAUUUGUCUUGCACAAUAAAACAUAAAAAGCUAGGCAAGUCUACUAGAGGUGUGAACGUAUGAAACGUUUAAAUGAAACUGAAUCGGUAACGCUAAAUAAAAAAUUCUUAAUGGAAAAUGUUCGUUUUUUUCCCCCCACAAUAUGCAAAUAGGCCUACAGAACGCAACAAUGCUGUAAAGUGAGUAGGAGGAGUUAUGCAUCUUUCAAAUUAAUUGCCACUGAUAUAAAGUGCUCUGCACGUCCUUGUCGUUAAGUUGGAAAUAGAACGCUGAUUACAGAAAUGAUUGCGGUUGAUAUGCAGCCAUUGUCAAGGCCUACUUGAGUUGCGAGGUAAUUUGCUAAAUGAAGAACUGCAAGUGCAUCUUUCUCAUCAAUAUCACUGGGAGUUGAGACAUACAGUUUAAAAAUGUGUCCCUUUUUAACCAGUAGGUAGCUGCAUCUUUUUUGCCCUGUGUUUGAUUUGUAAGCUUAAACUAGGUGGGCAGGCUUUCGUUAAACAUGAAACAAAGUAGGCCCCUAGACUAAUUAAUACACUAUUUGCCUAUAUCAAAACAAUGUUUUGUCUGGAACCUGCCCAGGUUUAGGGGGGAUUUUAACCCAGUGGCGGUCAGUGCCAUUUAAGAUGAGGGAGGACGAUUAUUUUUUGAAUGAGCAUGGCCUUAUUUCUGUUACAGCAUAUACGCUCUCUCCUCCUCUCACAUUUUCCCUUCACUUGUGGACAUCAGUGCACAACACAUCAACUUUCCAAGCCAAAAAAUGCAUAUCAUAACCGCUACACACAGCCUACAUCGUUGUCACCAUAUUAGCUAAUGUCAUAGUUAUAGUAGCUAUGUUGACUAACACGUUAGUAAACCCACUACAAUCAUGCAGUACAGUCAGCAAGCAGUUUAGCAGUUACACUGGCCCAGAGGAGGACGGAAACUAGCUGUCCUCCGGCUAUCCCAUGGUGCUACGCUACAGAGUGCUGUUGAGGCUACUAUAGACCUUUAUUGCAAAACAGUGUGUUUUAAUCAAUUAUUUGGUGAAGUGAAUAUAUUUAGUGUAGUUUUAUCUAAAAAGGAUAACUUUUUCUAAAUGUUUCAAUAGUUUUAUUUUUCUGAAAUUCACUGAGGAGGAUGGUCCUCCCCUUCCUCCUCUGCGGAGCCUCCUCUGUUGUAACCUAUUUGCAAAACAGCCUAAAAAAGGCGAGAUGCAUCUAUUAUUCCAAAACUGCAGCUCGUGAUUGGAACACACAUUUCUCUUCUUUAAUCAACCAGUCCAUUUUGAAUUUGUGAUAAAGCUGUUGUGAUUUAGCAAGGAAUGUAGCUUGACUACAGUUUUGAUUGUGUAUCCCAUCAGUUAGAUACGUUUUUAUAGGCAGUAAUUUCUGUAGGCCUAAUGGGAGCGUGUGUAGAGGGAGCGGUCGUAUCGAAAUUGAGAGACAAGUAACAAAAGGAAAAGAGAAUGUAGGGAGAAGAACUGUGAUCACUUGGCUAUGUUUCAUUUUUGUUGUGAGUCGCUAAUGCACAUAAAAAAUGGAAGGAACACUGAGUCAAUGUGAAUUAACGGUUGUCUUUGUGACAAAAUGUCACCUGCCUGUUCAGGCAGCCACAAAGCAUAUUAUAGAUGCCUAAAUGCGUCCGCAUGCUUCCCAGCCAAAACAGUUUGAAAGAGUUUAUGGUCCUCUGUAGCUCAGCUGGUAGAGCACGGCGCUUGGAACGCCAAGGUAGUGGGUUCGAUCCCCGGGACCACCCAUACGUAAAAAUGUAUGCACACAUGACUGUAAGUCGCUUUGGAUAAAAGCGUCUGCUAAAUGGCAUAUUAUUAUUAUGAUUAUUAUAUAUUAUGAAGACAUUUUGUGACGUUUUGGACUUCGGUAAGGGUUUUUUCGAUUGUUCGGGCACACCAAUGUUUUUCUGGAGGCAAGCCGAAGUCGGUAGGCGAAGUCUACGUCCCUUCGUUGGUGAAUGGUCAACAGUAGGGAUUCUUCAGAAAAGUUUUUGUUGACAUUCAAUGAUAGAUGACUUAUUUUCAUGUACAUUUUCUCAUUGAGAAAUGCUGCACCAAACAUCUUAGUCGCGCAAUUUUACAUCUAACUAAGAUAUCCUCGAGAAAAUUGUCAAAAUUAAUGAGAUGUCUUGAGUUAUAUUAAUUCGGACUAUUUUGAGGAAGUGUAUACUGGCUACGGCAUCUCAAGAUGGACAAACAGUACUAUUGCCGCUUUUUUCUCGUUUUACAAGUGAAGGUCUUUUAAGGGUGUAUGCGAGCACACUUGUUCGGUUCACCUAUCCAAGCUCAGCUAGGCUUCAUCCAAACCCGAAGCAUGCGGAAGCCUACUGUAUGACUGCGGUAGAACUUCACUGCCCCCUAGCAGUCAUACCAUGCAAUAGGAUUUCUCGUUGAAUUUUGUGACAUUUUCUUAUAGUUUUAAUGGAACCCCCCCAAAAAUGGCAGUUUAAAUGUCAAGAAAAUGGUUCAAUUUGUCACAUCCCUACAUUCUACAAAAAAUACUACACACCAGAAUACACAGAAUUCCUGCAAGUCAAUUUCCAUAUGCCCUUGGUGUAUUUUCCUCUUUUAUCAGCAAUGUUUUCCUUCCCUCCCUUCUAGGUCGUCUGUCUGUCUGACUCCUACACUGGCCCUCACUGGAGCUGAGGGGUUUGAUUUGCACCUUGGUGAAGAGAAGCCUUGUCGUGAGCACUUUGUAUAAUGUAGCAAUGCGCCUCAUUCUAUUACCUGUGCAGAAAGACGUAGUUGUCAAUUAUCAUCCUAUCGUAGUGGAAAAGGUGUUAUUUAUUGAACAAAUCUUAAUAAGAUGUUUAAGUGAAAAAUAUAACAUUGCGUGACACCAUGUCUCUGAAGCUGUUUUGGCAGUUAUGGUUGGUUGGUUAACUCUAAAACAAAAUGGCUGCUGUACUAGGUGUUUCAUCGUUAAAGGUGUUCAGACGAGAAGUGGAGGGAGGGAGUGGCGUUUGGGACCAUGAUGCCGAGGGGCGUGACAUCAUCAGUGUUAAUUGCUGCUUGACGACUCGGGUCAACAUGUACAUUCUUCUCCACACAAGACAUUCAAUUACGACACGUCGGCCACUCAUUUUUUUUUUAUUUUCACGAGACAACCAAAGAGGACGGAUGUGAAAAAAGUAAAAGGAUGUUCAGAGCGUGUUGAAUGUUGUGCUCCUUUCCGAGGAGGACUGCAAUGUUUUCCGAUUGUCGUGACUCGUGGCGUCUCAUCGCAUAGUCAAUUGACUUUACGAUGUAUAUAUUUAAAUUAUACAGAUUAAGGCUCAUCCCAUCAAGACCCUCUAGUAGUGUAUGUUUACAGACAGUAUGAACAAGCAGAUGAGGGGAUUCUCUCUCUUUCCGUUCCUUAGAGAAUGAGUUCACAAGGUGUUUAGGUGUAGGAGAUGAGCCUUGUCCCAGAUCUGUUUG
Messenger RNA from Coregonus sp. 'balchen', 20298 nucleotides. NCBI's taxonomy places the organism in Eukaryota, Metazoa, Chordata, Actinopteri, Salmoniformes, Salmonidae. The record is from the annotation of a GenBank genome assembly.